UUCAAGGGGGACUUUUAAAAGUCGGUAUUAAAAUUUCUCUCGUUGCUUGUCUCUGUUUGUUUCUUAACCUCCUUGGGAGACAGUAUAAAUCGUUUAUUUUGUAAUUAAAUAAUAGAUUGAUGAGAGUAUUUAAUUGCAGACUGCACACAUUUUUCUGCCUAUGAAACGCUGUCUAGCUACACAUAUCUGGUGAUCUGCGCGUCACACGAGCGAAAAAAAAUACGGUGAAAAAAAAUUCUGGAAUAGGCGAAAAACGCCCCAGUGAUUCCAGAUGGCGUUUGCCCUUCUUCUACGAGGACACAAAAUAACUUUGUGCUUCUUCCUUUUUCAACUGGUUGUUUGCGAGUCAGACGUACACAACUCAGGGAUGAGAUCACCAAAAUGGGUGCAAGAUUUUAACGCCGAUUUCAUCAUAGGCGGGUCAUUCCCCGUGUUUUUGAGCGAGAAAAACGCCACGAAAUGCAAGAGUGAUGAUAAACGUUUUCAGGUCUUCAAAUCUGUACACGGAGAGACCGUUAACUGCUAUCGAAUGAACUUGUUCGGUUUAAUGUGGGUCGAAGCGAUGUUAUUUGCAAUUGAAGAAAUAAACAACAACUCGACUAUCUUGCCGAACGUUACUUUAGGAUACGAUAUUCGGGAUAGCGCGAACGAGGUACAAUUCGCGAUGAGCAACGCAUUAGACUUCUCUUCGACUAAUCGAGGAGGGAUUUACAGCAGCGGUGCCCACAACAAUGGGUCCUGAUCCAACGCGUCCAUUGUCGCUGUCAUUGGCGGAGCUGGUUCAAAAAUAUCAAAAGCUACAGCUUACGUACUGGGGGUGAAGUCCAUUCCGCAAAUCAGUUAUUCUUCCACGAGUCCUUCGCUCAGCAACAAAGCAAACUUUCCGUCCUUUCUUAGAACGAUCCCGCCCGAUUACAUCCAAGCGCAAGUCAUGGCGGAUCUUGUGAGCUACUUUGGCUGGAAUUACGUAUCUACCAUAGCCACUGACGAAGAUUAUGGACGGUUAGGAAUCGAAGCGUUUAAACGAGAAAUAAAAACGAGGAAUGUGUGUAUUUCUAUCGACGAACUAUUCCAUCCCGACUACACCUUACCCGAAACAAAAGCCCAGAUAUCGACAAUCGUUGGCGCCUUAAAAGCAGACAGACUCGCCAAAGUUGUUGUGUUAUUCUGCGAGAUUCCAAACGCGCACGCCUUUUUGGAAGAAGCGGAAAGGCAAGGCGUAGAAGGAAAAAUAUGGAUAGGAACGGACUCAUGGGGAGAUAAGAACUCCAUAUUAUCGUUCAGGGAUUCAACAGUUGGUGGAAUGUUAGGCGUUGUACCAAGUAAAGGAAACAUUAAAAAAUUUGAGGAUUAUAUGGCACAGUUGACACCUGCUAACACCGAGCACAAUCCUUGGUUUGGGGAUUAUUGGCAAGGAACGUACAGAUGUAGUAAAGAAAGAAUUGCACAUUUGAACGAUAGUUCGGAAGGAGGAAAGCAAAACAGGUCGCUUCACCAAGUGAAAUGCGAUGGAUUUUCGAGCGACGCAACGCUGCCAAACGCCGCGAAACUCGAACUAAACAAAGCCGCAAAUGUCAUGGAUGCAGUUUACUCUGUCGCUUUAGCUCUCGAUAACAUGAUUAGGUGCGAAAAAGGACGUGGUCUGCUAACAAAUGGUAACUGUCCCAGUAUAACAAAUGGAAUUGAAGCAUCGGACGUGCUCACUUAUAUAAAAAAUAUGUCCUUCACCGGAAAGCUCGGUUUUCCAAUCGGAUUUGACAAGUAUGGGGACAUAAAAGGUAACUAUUUGGUUAAGACUUUACAGCCCGACACAGACUCCAGGCAAGGCAAAAAAUUUAUCACGCUGGGAACCUGGAACUGGGCCACACGCAGACUCCAUAUUCAUAACAUCACAAACAUCACGUGGAACGGAUGGAAUCCCAGAGUGCCAUUCUCACGCUGUAGUUCACCGUGUGAGCCUGGGCACUACAAAGUCCAGGGCGACUCCGAAUGCUGCUGGAAGUGUGUUCAGUGCCCGUUUGGAAGCAUAACGAACAGAACGGGACAAUCCCAGUGCGACAUCUGCCCGUUGGGUUUCACUUCUUCUGAACAUCACACGAGAUGCUUGCACCUCCCGGAAGUGCACUUAGAAUGGGAUUCUAUAACCGGAAGUGUGAUUUUAGCUCUCAGCGGCCUUGGGUUCUUGAGUACGGUUUUCACUCUUGGUGCGUUCUAUCGGCAUCGGAACAGCGCGAUCGUAAAAGCUUCGACAAGAGAAUACUCCCUGUUGAUUUUACUGAUGAUAGCAGGAAUGUUUCUUCUUCCUAUCCUUCAUUUAGGCCGAGCUAACGACCUCAUUUGCAAAGCACGCCCGUUCUGCUUUGCAUACGUUAUCACUUUCUGGGCCUCGCUGAUGUUGACCAAAACCCGGCGUUUGUUGCUGAUAUUCAAAAACAAAAUGCUUCCUGGUAAAGUCGGUUAUGGUAUUCGCUUGCAGCUUCUGAUUGCCGUUCUCCUAACUUUGCCAAUAAUGUUAGGUAUUAUACCGUGGGUGUGGAUAUUUCCGCCGGAAGUUACCGUGUACUAUUAUGAUACGCGCAUCUGUGUUGACUGCGGCGAAAAGGCGCACAACUUGCUCAUGAUCAUAUUGGGUUACACCGCUGUACUGGCCAUACCGUCCACGUAUCUGGCCUACAGGGCUCGUAAUCUGCCGGCGAAUUUUAAUGAAACAAGACUUAUAGGAUUUUCAAUGUUCACUGUAUGUGUGAUAUGGAUAGUCUUUGUACCCUGUUACUUCGACAGUGCUAUUGAAAACAGAAAUGUUGUGUUUUGCGUUGCACUCAUUUCCACAGGUUUCACGAUUCUCUUUUGCACGUUUUCCAUCCGGUUGCGGAUCAUUUUCUUCCAACCCGAGAAAAACAAAACCGAAUUGGUAAGGGCCAGUAUGUUUGACUACACACUGCGCGCACGCAGUGGAUCGUCCGCUGCCCGGAAUCUUCGCCGAAUGUCAGUAGUGACCGUGGGCACAUUUUCUAUUCCAACAAAGGUUCAUUAAAACUGUUAGGGCAGUUAAUGAAUUAACCCUUUAACUCCCAAGAUCUUAUUGUUAAUUAUCCCCUCCGGCUGCUACACAAUUCCUUGUAAACUGGUUACCAGAACAGAGUUUAAUAACGAAUUGUUACGUCAAAGGUAUGUGGUCGAGAACGCGGGCUCAAGCGUGCGAGGUUUAAAAUUUAGCGAAAUUUGCGAAAAAAUAAGGAGCUGGCAUUCAAAACCGAGGUCGUCGGAAACAUUUUCCUAUUUCCAAAGUUUUUUUUAGGAGAAAAUUAAUUUUCGAAAAUAUUUAGGGGGUGUACAAAGU
Molecule: messenger RNA, 3340 nt
Organism: Stylophora pistillata
Lineage: Eukaryota; Metazoa; Cnidaria; Anthozoa; Scleractinia; Pocilloporidae
Product: extracellular calcium-sensing receptor-like
Biological process (GO): G protein-coupled receptor signaling pathway
Cellular component (GO): membrane
Molecular function (GO): G protein-coupled receptor activity
Source: RefSeq, a predicted model, not a curated record